Messenger RNA from Aspergillus nidulans FGSC A4, 630 nucleotides. RefSeq lists its product as uncharacterized. The transcript is spliced from 4 exons. NCBI's taxonomy places the organism in Eukaryota, Fungi, Ascomycota, Eurotiomycetes, Eurotiales, Aspergillaceae. Bases 1 to 630 code for a protein of 209 amino acids. The record is from RefSeq and is a predicted model, not a curated record.
AUGAAAGGCCUCCAGAUCCUCGUCUCAUCCAUCCUCGCCUUGGGGGCUCUGGCAGAUCCCUCCGCACAGAUGGACAAGAGAGCUGACCGCGGUUCCUACACCGUCUCCGGACUUGGCCAGCGCAAGCAGGCUAUCCUGGACGCGGGUGGGAACACUCUUGAUCUCGCCAUCGCCAUGCUUGAGACAUCACCGGGUAUUGACCAAUUCAGUGAGGGAAUGACCACCGACUACGUCUACGGUGAUGCGAAGACCAGGGAUGCUGCCAACUUCGGCCUUUUCAAGCAGAACUGGGGCUUGCUGCGCGUCUGCGCUGAUCGGGCUGGCUUUGUCGGCCAGUCCGAGGAUGACUUCUUUGGCCUUGCAUCGAAGAUCUACCCUCUAACCCAAGUGUCUGUGCCUAGUUCGGACGUGUAUGCCGAUGUCGCCUCCCGCUGGGAUUGCCAGGAACACUAUGGCGAGCAGAAGUGGUUCGCUGGCCACCGAAACGGUGAAAGCGGACUCAACAAUCCUAACACCCAGGAUAUCAACAACUACAAGAAUGCCGUCUACUGGAUCAAGGAGCAAAUCGAUAGCAACCCUGCUCACAAGUCUGAUGACACCCGCUUCUGGGUCGAUGUUGUGGCUAUCUAA